Messenger RNA from Lindgomyces ingoldianus, 700 nucleotides. RefSeq lists its product as uncharacterized. Lineage: Eukaryota; Fungi; Ascomycota; Dothideomycetes; Pleosporales; Lindgomycetaceae. The record is from RefSeq and is a predicted model, not a curated record. The transcript has a single exon. The coding region runs from base 97 to 660 and encodes 187 amino acids.
UUUCAGUUUGAGGCCAAAAUUUUCUUUGUCAAUUUGUUCUAGGCGCUAGCGAAACAGGUCAGCAAGGCACAGCAGAAUCGUGAACUGCACGUGUAAAUGUUGCUUACGGCCUCCUGCUCCCUCAAAGUCAGAACAUUACCAUUCCCCCCAUCCAGCUCACCUUCCCCCCUCCUAGGCAACGCCAUUGGCGUACUCAUCGCGCUCGAACUUGCCAAAUCCGGCACGGGUGUCCGGCCAUCAACCAGCGAAUCGCUCAUCGAGCUCGAAUUCAUAGCAUCAAACGUGCUCGCUUCUGGCAGUGGCGUAUUACCCAGCUCAAACCCCGGCUUCAUAGCUGCAGGUGUCGCGAUCUUCCCAUUCAAUAAGCCAUUAACCUGUCUUGUGCGGUUCGCGGUUGCGCUCUUCAACAUGGGCGUGAAUUCAUUCUUCGCCUUUGGGUUCCGCAGCGCGGCGAGUGGAUUGCGGGGAGUGGAAAUGGCUUGGCGCGCGCCGCGCAUCUGCUUGAAGAGGUUGUCACGGUCGGCGGGUGCGUGGAAGGAUGGCUCGAUGCUGAGAUCUAGGUCGGCUUGGGUUUCGUGGAAGCGCGUAUGGUCGGCCACGGUGGAGGGCGUGUUGAGGAUGUGCGCCAUGGUGGGUGGGUUUAUAUGGUGUUAUUUGUAACGCAUGAGCGAGAGAAAUAGAGGAAUUGAGCGGGUGCUCG